Lepus europaeus (European hare) is the source of this 1957-nucleotide messenger RNA. RefSeq names its product chromosome 20 C7orf25 homolog (gene C20H7orf25). The record is from RefSeq and is a predicted model, not a curated record. NCBI's taxonomy places the organism in Eukaryota, Metazoa, Chordata, Mammalia, Lagomorpha, Leporidae. The transcript has 2 exons. The coding region runs from base 139 to 1413 and encodes 424 amino acids.
GGGCGGAGCUCUCCGGCGCUGAGUGAGGUGGGGGCUGCCGGGUGAGGUUCCUCGGCGGAUCCCGGGCCCCGCGUGCACGCGUCCGCCAGCUCGCGCUCGCGGUCCUGAGCACUGCCGGGAAGGAAUAAUGCUGUCAGCAUGUCUGCGCACUCCAUGCUGUGUGAACGAAUCGCCAUAGCCAAGGAACUGAUCAAGAGAGCAGAAUCACUUUCUCGAUCAAGAAAAGGAGGCAUAGAAGGUGGUGCAAAGCUGUGCAGCAAGUUGAAGGCCGAGUUAAAAUUCCUGCAGAAAGUAGAAGCUGGCAAAGUAGCUAUUAAAGAGUCCCAUUUGCAGAGCACCAAUCUGACCCACCUGAGAGCCAUUGUGGACUCUGCAGAAAACCUAGAAGAAGUCGUUAGUGUCCUUCAUGUCUUUGGCUACACAGAUCCUCUGGGAGAAAAGCAAACCCUUGUGGUGGAUGUGGUUGCAAAUGGUGGCCAUACUUGGGUGAAAGCCAUUGGCAGAAAGGCUGAAGCUCUUCAUAACAUCUGGCUGGGCAGGGGCCAGUAUGGUGACAAAAGCAUCAUUGAGCAGGCGGAAGACUUCCUGCAAGCCAGCCACCAGCAGCCGGUGCAGUACAGCAACCCUCACAUCAUCUUUGCGUUUUACAACAGCGUCUCCAGCCCCAUGGCAGAGAAGCUGAAAGAAAUGGGCAUUUCUGUGAGAGGAGACAUAGUAGCUGUCAACUCUCUGUUGGAUCACCCAGAAGAGCUCCAUCUGAGUGAGAGUGAGUCAGAUGACGAGGGACCUGAACUUUUACAAGUGACCAGAGUAGACCGAGAAAAUAUACUUGCAAGUAUUGCGUUUCCAACAGAAAUUAAGGUGGAUGUGUGCAAAAGAGUAAAUCUGGACAUUACUACUUUAAUCACCUAUGUGUCUGCCCUUAGCUAUGGAGGUUGCCACUUUAUCUUCAAAGAAAAAGUGCUCACAGAACAAGCAGAGCAAGAGAGGAAAGAGCAGGUUCUGCCUCAGCUGGAGGCUUUUAUGAAGGGCAAGGAGUUGUUUGCUUGUGAAUCUGCCGUCAAGGAUUUUCAGUCUAUUUUAGAUACUUUAGGAGGACCUGGGGAGAGAGAGAGGGCCACUAUGCUAAUUAAGCAAAUUACUGUGGUGCCAGACCAGCCUUCUGAGCGUGCCUUGAAACUAGUGGCCAGUUCAAAAAUUAAUAGCCGCUCAUUAACAAUCUUUGGGACAGGAGACACCCUAAAAGCCAUUACAAUGACUGCCAAUAGCGGUUUUGUCAGAGCUGCCAACAACCAGGGUGUUAAAUUUAGUGUGUUCAUCCAUCAGCCCAGAGCACUUACUGAGAGUAAAGAGGCUCUAGCCACUCCUUUACCGAAACACCACACAAAUGACAGUGAACACUGCUGUCCUUGAAACAUUAUCGUGGGAAUGAGUCAUUUAUACCAAAGGCUGGGUCCUCCCAUCUAAAUUGGGAAGAAAAAGGUCUAUAGAGAAAAUAAUUCUUAAAACUCUUAAAUUAGUAGAGAUUUCUGUGUGUGUCAUCUCUGUUUAAGGGUAUAUGUCCUCAAAAAGUAAGAAAGCACAAGAGACAACAUUAUUUCUGAAACUACAUGUUAGCAAUUAAGAAGAGAGAUCCAUCUAUAUGAGGCUUUUAGUUGUGAUAUUUUUACUGGACUCAGUAGGGGUACCGUCUCCCUACUGGAAACCACAGUUCAUGGAAUAUGGCUAUACUGCAUCUUGCAUUACAUGUCUAGAGAAAACUGUGAAGGUUGUUUUUCACUGUAUUUGUUUAUCAGUUAAUAUGGGUUGAGACUGGGAGGUAGUAGUUUUAAAUUAAUUUUAGAUCCUAAAGCUAAUGGCCAUCAUUUUACUGAGUGUCAUGUGUCAGGCAGUCUGUUGGGUAUGUUUACACAAAGUUUAUAAUACAGAAAAAUGGAAAUAAAGUGAAUUUUGAAUA